Melampsora larici-populina 98AG31 is the source of this 528-nucleotide messenger RNA. RefSeq lists its product as uncharacterized. The transcript has a single exon. The coding region runs from base 1 to 528 and encodes 175 amino acids. The record is from RefSeq and is a predicted model, not a curated record. Lineage: Eukaryota; Fungi; Basidiomycota; Pucciniomycetes; Pucciniales; Melampsoraceae.
AUGCCUCUCUUGACGAGAGCCAGAUACCCAAACAUAUAUCUCACUAUCCAUAUCCGCCCUGCUUCUUUUCCACCUCGUUAUCAUUGGGGAAUCUUUAUUCCUCACCCUCCUAGUAAUUCAACAGGCAUUGAAAGGGGGACAAAUUUCCACAUGGUAGAUCACGUUCGGCCACCAUAUUGGCGUUUCGAAGCGGAUUUCAAUUAUAAUCUAAAUGAUUCAGCUUACGUUGCGGCUGCUAUAGUGAUUGGUCAAUUAAGAAGAAGUUCAAUUGAACAAAUCCAUCGACUAUUAUAUCGAAUUCCUAUAAAUGUUGUACCUUUAGAGGAUAUUGAUUCAGAAAAUACUUUCUCAUGUCGAGUUUGGAUCAGAGAAGCCAUUAGAGUCUUACAUCGAGCUGGGAUCAUUACAUGUAGUAGUGUUGACGACUUAGAAUGGGAAAUGAGAGGCUACGGUGAACGGGCGCGUUACUUUUCUGAUCAUGGUUAUUUUCAAGGCGCUUAUGUGGAUAUGUCUAGAUUCUCAUUCUGA